CUGAGGCGGGGUGACAGUGGCGCUGGCUGUUACUAGGGCAUCAUCUCUUCCCCCCGCUGUACUAUGAUCCGCCGCCGCCGCCGUGUGAUGUGACGGAGCUGGAUGCUCGGUGCGCCCCUCCCCGCUAUUGUCCCGGGGAUGGGCGCCUCACCUGCCCGCGGGGCUCGGCCUACCAAAUAACGGCGGCUCCCGGCCUCCUCCUCCCGUGUCCCCGGUGCUCCCCAUGUAGCUGCCGCAGAUCCUCCACCCACAGCCAGCGUGAUGGCCGAGCCUGGGAUCCGGAGACGGAGACUAAAGCUGCUGGGAUUGUGCAUCCGAACCUGGGUCCUAGCGCUGCAGUGUGCGAUGGUGUCCGUGCUCGGGGAGGAGAAGACCUUCAUGGUGGAGAGCUGGCUGAAGACGUACGGAUAUUUACUCCCAUACGAUAUUCGAAUAUCAGCUUUACAUUCAGGAAAAGCUAUGCAGUCUGCUGUGGCCACAAUGCAGCAGUUCUACGGGAUCCCGGUGACCGGAGUGCUGGACCAAAUGACCAUUGAGUGGAUGAAGAAGCCUCGCUGCGGGGUACCUGACCUUCCUCACUUAAGCCAUAAAAGAAGAAACAAGAGAUAUGCACUAACAGGCCAGAAGUGGAGACAGAAACACAUUACAUACAGCAUACACAAUUAUACUCCCAAAGUAGGAGAACUGGACACUAGAAAAGCGAUCCGCCAGGCCUUCGAUGUGUGGCAGAAGGUGACGCCUCUGACGUUUGAAGAAAUCCCCUACCAAGAAAUUAAAACCUCUCAUAAAGAAGCGGACAUUAUGAUCUUUUUUGCCUCUGGAUUUCACGGGGACAGUUCUCCAUUUGACGGAGAGGGUGGAUUUUUAGCACAUGCCUAUUUUCCUGGACCUGGCAUAGGAGGAGAUACACAUUUUGAUUCGGAUGAGCCCUGGACGCUGGGGAAUUCUAAUCAUGAUGGUAAUGACCUCUUUCUAGUUGCCGUUCAUGAACUCGGCCACGCCUUGGGUUUGGAGCACUCCAACGAUCCCAGCGCCAUUAUGGCUCCUUUCUACCAGUAUAUGGAAACACAUAACUUCAAGCUCCCCCAGGACGAUUUACUGGGAAUUCAAAAAAUUUAUGGUCCCCCCGCCGAAACACUAGAGCCCACGCGCCCUCUACCUACACUUCCACCGCGCAGGAUACAGUCCACGUCCGAACGAAAGCACGAAAGACAACCAAGGCCUCGCCCUCCGUCCGGAGAGAAGCCUUCCCAUCCCGGCAACAGGCCCAAUAUAUGCGAUGGGAAUUUUAACACGGUCGCGCUUUUUAGAGGAGAAAUGUUUGUGUUUAAGGAUCGGUGGUUUUGGCGCCUUCGUAAUAACAAGGUACAGGAAGGAUACCCAAUGCAAAUCGAACAGUUCUGGAAAGGACUCCCACCAAAAAUAGAUGCCGCUUACGAAAGAUCAGACGGGAAAUUUGUCUUCUUCAAAGGAGACAAAUACUGGGUUUUUAAAGAAGUUACAGCAGAACCCGGGUACCCGCACAGCUUGGUGGAGCUGGGAAGUUGUCUCCCCCGGGAAGGUAUCGACACAGCUCUGAGAUGGGAACCAGUCGGCAAAACCUACUUCUUCAAAGGGGACAGAUAUUGGAGAUACAACGAGGAGAAGAGGACGGCCGAUCCUGGUUACCCCAAAUCCAUAACGGUCUGGAAAGGAAUCCCGGAAGCACCGCAAGGAGCCUUCGUGAGCAAAGAAGGGACUUAUACUUAUUUCUAUAAGGGGAAGGAAUACUGGAAAUUCGAUAACCAGAAGCUGUCGGUGGAAAUGGGCUACCCGAGGUCAAUAGUAAAAGACUGGAUGGGCUGCAACCAAAAAGACGUGGACAACAGCAAAGACCGCCACCUGCCGCACGACGAUGUGGACAUCAUGGUGACGAUAAACGAUGUGCCAAGCACCGUAAACGCUAUCGCAGUGGUCAUCCCUUGUAUAUUGUCCCUGUGCAUCCUGGUCUUGGUAUAUACUAUUUUCCAAUUUAAAAACAAAGGCGUACAACAAAACGUUACCUACUACAAACGGCCGGUGCAGGAAUGGGUAUGACAGGAGCGGGAACGCUUUCUUUAGUUUCUAUGAGGGCUAACAGGAUACCUGGGAUCCAAAAGUCCACUGGUCAGACUGGAAACAGACGUUCGGCGAUGAUGAUGGCGGCGGCGGCCCCGGUUUUUACAAGCAAAGGGGGAGACCUUUACGGUAAACAGAGAUGGCCUUACACAAUGGAGCCUCUUUCAUUCUUACUGCCUCAUACUUGUAUCUUUUCUAGUGUGCCAUUUCCUCGGUCCACGCCGAGUAACUUGCUUGUAAUUUUUUCUUCAAAAACAAAAAAAAAUAAUAAAAAUAAAAAAAUAAAAAAUAAUAAUACGACUUUAGCUGAGAACUUGUCUCGAAACCAGCUUUUUCUUCAUCAAAGUCGGAUACUUUAAGACUUUGUUUCUUAAAUCUUAUUUGAGCAGAAAGAGAUCAAGCACACAAAAGGCGGAGAACAGUCACGGAAGGUCUUUUAGAACAAAAGUCCCGUACGGCACGCCACUUUAAUGCACAAAGAGGAACUCACCAUUUGUUUUUUUGUUUUUUUUGUUCAAUCCCUGCUGGUCAGAAUUAUUAUUAUUACAUAAACAAAAGUUGUUAACUAUAGAUUAUUGAAUUGGCAUUCUCUGCCUGCGUUCAUGAAUAGUUGUUGCGAAUCAUAAAAGGAAGAUUUUCCUCGGUUUACCGUCUUGUGUGAAGCCGAGGACGGAGAUUCGAAAAAAUGAAAAAAAAAAAAAACGUUCACCCAUUGACAAUGUUUGGUAAAUGUCGUACUCAUGUAGAAACCUGAAAACAGAAAGUGAAAUAAAACGAAAAAGAAAAAAAAAAUUCUAUAUAUUCCAAUGGUAUUGCUGAAUGUGUAAGAGAACGGUUAAGUACAGUAACUAGUAAGAAAACAUCGAAAUCCCGUAAAUUCUCAUACUGGAAAACUGUAAUAUGUUAUUAUGAUGAUUUAUUCAUUUAUUUCAUUUUUUUUAAUUGCCUGAGUUUGAAUAAUAAAUUCUUUGCUCUCUAGGACUUUCAAUU
Molecule: messenger RNA, 3087 nt
Organism: Hyla sarda
Lineage: Eukaryota; Metazoa; Chordata; Amphibia; Anura; Hylidae
Gene: MMP24
Product: matrix metallopeptidase 24
Exons: 9
Coding region: 262-2076 (604 amino acids)
Biological process (GO): proteolysis; extracellular matrix organization; collagen catabolic process
Cellular component (GO): extracellular matrix
Molecular function (GO): metalloendopeptidase activity; zinc ion binding
Source: RefSeq, a predicted model, not a curated record